Molecule: messenger RNA, 1179 nt
Organism: Didymodactylos carnosus
Lineage: Eukaryota; Metazoa; Rotifera; Eurotatoria; Philodinida; Philodinidae
Source: the annotation of a GenBank genome assembly
AUGCCACCAAAAACACCAACGAAAGGUUCCAAAAAAUUGGUAGGCAAAGCAUCGAAAUCAUCGGGGUCUGGUACUAAAGUUGGUGAUAAAAAACGUCGUACCAGACGAAAAGAAACUUAUUCAAUUUAUAUAUAUAAAGUUUUAAAACAAGUACACCCAGAUACGGGUGUUUCAUCAAAAGCUAUGUCAAUUAUGAAUUCAUUUGUUAACGAUAUAUUCGAACGUAUAGCUGCUGAAUCAAGUCGUCUUUCACAUUAUAAUAAAAAACAAACAAUAUCGUCACGUGAAAUUCAAACGGCUGUUCGUUUAUUAUUACCAGGAGAAUUAGCUAAACAUGCUGUUUCGGAAGAUACAGAAUUAAAUUAUUCAAUAUCCAAAACAAGCAAUGUUCCGAAAACUGUUUCUAAACGAAAACAAAUUUUACCACUUAAUGACGAAGAUGAAAGUAAAGAUGAAAGUGAAGAUGAAGAGUUGAAACGUCGAGAUGUUCAUGGACGAAAACGCGUAGAUUUUGUUAAAUGUUUGAUAGAAACGUCAUCCGACGAUGAUUUAUCCACUAAUAAAUUGAAUAAGAAGUGGAUAAUUAUGGACUAUAUACCAUUAACAUUUAAAGAAAUUUGCCACAUUCAACAAGUACUCAUAAGUGCAGUGCUUAGUUCGUGUUCAAUCGAAUUUCCUAAACAAUCACAAAAAAUUAUGCAUAACAAACUUUGUUUUGCAUGUAAACAAGUAAAUUUUAGUUUCUUCACUCUGUCGUUCGGUAUUCCAUGCUCAGUGUGUAAACAUUUUAUUUGCAAACAAUGCGUAAAAAUCACACAAUUUCCACAAGAAGACGUUUAUGAUGUACCCAUUGAAAUCUUCACAUAUUCAUUAUUUACAACACAUCGUUCAUACAGUCAUAAAACAUCAUCAUUAGAUCGAAAUUUACGACUUUCUAAAACAAAAAUAGUGUUAGCCGAAAAACCAAAAGUAGUCUGCCCAUAUUGCUAUAAUUUCUUUCAAGAAUUAAUAAACACUUAUUCUAUGAAACAUCGUCGAAUAUCAGUUAAAAAUCAAAUACAACAUAGAUCGUUAGCAUCAUCACUUCAGCGUAGUUAUUCGUUACCACCUUCACAAAAAACAAAUCUCAAACUAGUCUCAAAAUCACCGUAUUUUCGGCACCAUAAAAUCUGCUAUUAA